Molecule: messenger RNA, 5879 nt
Organism: Eubalaena glacialis (North Atlantic right whale)
Lineage: Eukaryota; Metazoa; Chordata; Mammalia; Artiodactyla; Balaenidae
Gene: PODXL
Product: podocalyxin like
Exons: 8
Coding region: 271-1872 (533 amino acids)
Biological process (GO): regulation of microvillus assembly; positive regulation of cell-cell adhesion mediated by integrin; cell migration
Cellular component (GO): microvillus membrane; apical plasma membrane
Source: RefSeq, a predicted model, not a curated record
GCCGCCGGCAGGGCCGCAACCGCGCAGACGCCGCACGCGACGCAGCCGCCCGCAGCUCCUCUGCCGCCUGGCUCCGCGCCUCGGCCCGGCUCUGCCGCAGCGGCCGCGAGGAGGGGCCUGCGGAGCGCGACUCGGGAGUCUCGGGUCAGCGCCCGGCCGUCCGAGCCACCGCCAGGCCUCCCCGAGAGGCGCCCACGCUCCUGCCGCCCGGCCGCCCGGACCCUCCGCCAAGCCCGCAGCCACCUGCUCCGGGUCUGAGGCCAGGACACGAUGCGCUCCGCGCUGGUGCUCUCGGCGUUUCUGCUGCUGCUGCCGCUGUCGCUCUCCCAGAAUGAAGUCAAGCCUAUUGGUGAAACAGCUGCCGAAGAAAGCAAGCCAGACACAGUUCCACCAUCCAGUGCUCAAAACACAGUCAAACAAAGCACAGUCCCACCAUCCACUGAUAAAAGUGUGACUGCAUUGGAGACCAAGGGAAGCACACCCACAACACCUAACACCUCAAGGGCAGUGCCACCCUCAGCCCAGCAAAGCACAACUGCAGCAGCCAGUGGCAAAGAUGAGAAACCAGCCACAGGCAACUCUGCUAUAACUACUAAAGACUCAAAGGAUUCUACAACCACACCAACCACUGUCUCGACAAAGCCUGAAACCACAAGCAGCCAGAGUGGAAUUAAAAGCAAUUCAGCUAAAUCUGGAACCCAGAGUAGCCACGGUGUGACCACAAGCAGUGUGAUCACUAAGGAAGGAAAUCAGGCAGCCUCUGACCUUCCAAAUCUGGGUGACACCUCAGUCAUCACGCCUGCCCUUCCUUCCUUGCCCACCCCAGCAAGCACUCACCAGCCUAGCACGGUCCCUGUGACUUCGGUCCCUGUGACUUCGGAGCCCGCAGGGAGCUCCUCCGAGGGACCAAACAAAAUUACAGCAGCUACAAGUUCAGGCACAAUGGCGGGCCCCACCUUCACGACGCAGGGGACGCUGACCACACUAACACCGUGGGUUACCUCACAAGGAACUCAACACACCUCCAGCAAGACGCCAGCUGUCACUGGCACCUCUGGGGCUCUGCAGCCUACAGGCUUUUCAUCGGGACCUGGGACCACAUCUCCUGCCAGGGGACCCACAAGCUCCAACACUCAUUUGGAGUCAACUGCCCCCCAAGGCUCCAGUAUCCCUUCUCCCACCUCAGUAAUUUCAGCAGGCGUGGGACAGAUACAGUGCGAUUCUCCCGAAAAGCUGAAUGAGAAGAUGCUCGUCCUGAACAUCUCGAAAACUGAUGUCUCGAAAACCAACAUCUGUAAUGCGACCGCUUCGAAUGACAAACUGGUCACACUUUUGUGCCGAGCAGCAAAAGCCUCCUUCAACCCAGCUCAAGAUCAGUGCCAUAUACAGCUGGCACCUGUUCCAGAAAUCCAGGCAGUGGCAAUCAAACAAAUCACUAUCUGCACAAACCUCUUUCCCACGGACGUUUAUGAAUUGCUGAAAGACAAAUGGGAUGACCUAAAAGAGGUGGGAGUCAAUGACAUGCAGUUUGAGGGUCAAGGACCACCAGAAGAGACCGAGGACCGGUUCAGCAUGCCCCUCAUCAUCACUAUUGUCUGCAUGGCAUCCUUCUUGCUCCUGGUCGCGGCCCUUUAUGGCUGCUGCCACCAGCGCCUCUCCCAGAGGAAGGACCAGCAACGACUAACAGAGGAGCUACAGACGGUGGAGAAUGGUUACCACGACAAUCCAACCCUGGAAGUGAUGGAGACCUCAUCAGAGAUGCAGGAGAAAAAGGUGGUCAACCUGAAUGGGGAGCUGGGGGACAGCUGGAUCGUCCCUCUGGACAACCUGACCAAGGAUGACCUAGAUGAGGAGGAAGACACACACCUCUAAUCAGGUCUGCUGGCGGCCUCCGACGGUGCACAGAGCUCCAGCCCAACCACCUCAAGUGCCAUUUGGACAGGGGAGGAAAAUCCUUCCCCUUCGAGGGAAAGACUGGGGAGGGAGAGCAGACUCGGAGGGUUCCCUCCUCCCAAUCCCCACAGGCCUUAAUUUUUCCCUUUUCAAGCUGAACAAAUCACAUUCUGUGUAGAAUCCUCUUGUAAAAUAACCCACUAGUGCCUGAGCUCAGUGCUGCUGGGAGAUCAGGAAAGAGCCAUAUAAGGGACUUUAGAGACCAUCUAACAGAAUCCCUUCAUUUCACAGAUGAGAUGACUGAGGCCUAAAGAGGGUAAAGUCAAGGUCACACAGCCACUGGGUGACAGAGUCAGGAUGAAAACAGAGAUCCUUCAUUCAGUGCAGUGCCCACUGCCACCAUGCCACGCUGCUGUGAUCACCUGUGCCCUCCCUCCAGAGCUGCCCUGGGCAGGGGGGACGAAGCUGCCAGUCGGUGGAUGGGAUGGAGGGGAAAGCAGGGCCAGACCCUGUCGCAGUGGGAUCUGAUUACUUGAAAGGAUAGGUCCCGUUUUCUAUCUCCUACGCCAGCCUUGUCUGCCAGUGUUCCUGUCCUCUUUGUUCUCCCCCCUCCCUUCACUCAGUUUUCACUCCCACUCUGUCCCAGGGCCCCUGGGACUAACACAGGUCAUUCAUGAUCUUGAACCCCUUGUUCUGGAGUCUAGUUUCCUGGCAUUUGCUUAUGAGAUUGGGACUGAUACAGCACGCAAGGCUCCCAGUGUGAACAGGUCUGCACAUGGGUCCAUCUACAGGUGAAGAGAGAAAGGGAAGCCUUUCCUCCCAGGAUGGGCCCCGGCCCACCUCCAAGACACUCCUUGAAGAGGAUCCCCGAGUGCUGCUUUGGUCUCCCAUUCCCACCAGGGACUAAGGUCUGCAGCAGCUAUUGAAGGCAAGGUGUUCCUAUUUCGUUGUCACUGCUCAGCCGAUGCGAUGGGGUGAAGACCCCAGCUCGGUCAUCCCCGAGAUCCAGUGUGAAAGAGCAGCUUUAGGACAGAGCUUCCUGGUGCCCAGUCAGCAAAGAGGUGUCUGAAUAGACAAUCGAUUGAAACAGCAGGAAGGAUAGGCUUCACUUUCCAUAUCAUAGGAAAUUCAGGGGCUUUGCAAGUUGCUGAGAGUUUUGUCUUCUGUGUUUUUUAAUCCAGAACUCUGCUGCCAAAGGCCAAAGCUCACAUCGUUGAGACAUUUUCGGUUAGAUUCCAUUCUUCUGUGCACAGGGCAAGAAAGGCCUAGAUGCAUGGUGCACUGCAAGGUGCAUAAGGGGCAGCCCGGGGUCCUGGCCUUCUAUUCCCAGUGACCUCUCACUGUCGGGGCACGGAGCUAGCACUUGCUGUGUCCCCUCCUCUGUAUUCCUAGUGGGGCUGGCUGCCCAGCGCUCCUGUAGGUUCUGGUGGCAUCUCAGGGAAACAAAAUGCCGACUGUUGCCCAGUGGAGGGGUUUUGAGGGAGCUCAGCAGGUAGCUGCUACGUAGACGGCAACUGAGGACUGGGCAUAGCGAGGUUUCAUCUGAUUUUCUGAGAAGAAGGAAUCCUGUGUGGAAUUUUGAACUCUGCCCAUGUUCUCUAUUGUUCCUGGGCAUAAAUUCUCUGGAACCUACUAGGAAGAUGCUUAGGAGAAUGAAAAUGGUCACUUCAGGGCAAAAAGCCAGACCCCUAGAACCUAGGGGCAGUCUAAGCUGCAACAGUUCUGAUAAAAUAGGCUAUCUGGUUUGGGAUAGGUUAUUUUUUUAAAGGAGAGGAUCUCAAGAGGAAGAUCUAUGUCCUUCCUUUGCUGCCUAAUUCCCUCUUCAUAGCCUUUAGCCAUUUGAUACCUAGGAGAAAAGGAAGGCCAGAGGUUCAAGUAGGACCCGUGAGUUUCCCAAAAGCUAGAAAGAUGCUAAGCUAACAAGGAUCCUAAAGUAUUUGCCCUGAUUCUCUACUAUUUGGAGGUUGGCAGGAUGGAGGAUACCAGUUUGAGAGAAAAUAGAAGAAAUACUGUUUCACUGGGAAAAGAUCUGUUUGCUUCUUUCCUACCCAGCAUUUGGUUCUUUCUACCCAUUCUAUCGUGGCCACUGUGGGAGAGGCCAGACUAGAUUACUCCUUUGCUGAUUCUGGGUCACAUUCCAGCAGCUAGGUUUAGACAGAGAGAGCAAAUAUGUCUCUGCAAACCAAUCAAAAGCCACAACCCCCAGGCCUCUUGGGGAGAGAGAUGGUGACUGGCAAGGACCAGAGAGUAAAAAUUAUGCUUGGUCAAGAGGAAUUAAUGUGGCUCUGUCCAGAGAGAACCUUGAAAAGCUUUGGGCUGGUUCAAAGGUUCCUUCUUUAGAUGCAUCCAAAUUGUAUUGCUCCAGCCUUUUAGGGCAACUUGCUUCGGCUUGCUCUUGACACUAGACACCUAUAUCAAAGACCGUUAUCACCAUGUAUCUGUAAAGGUCAUCUUCUUCCCACAUCUUUACUGGGUUCUGAUGCUAUCUGGUAAUUCAGAUUCUGGGGCUGAGAAGAAGAGAAGAGGAGAGAACCAGGAACUCAGCAUGACUUGAAACAAGUUAUGCCAGAGAGAGAUUAUAAACUCUAUCUAUCUCAGUGGCACACUGGUUUCCCUAAACUUCAUAAAGACCAGAAGCUAUGAAUCUGAUGACUGGACAAAAUCCAGUGGGAAGCACACUGUUAUGUGAGUGGGGAGAGACGCAGCAAUGCUUAUGAAUGGGGUACAGAAUAUUCUUUGCAUCGUAGGACAAAAUACAGGUUUAAUCUAGUCUAGACACAAGAUUCUUCUUUCUCCUCUUGAUAAGGAAAGCUAGCAGAAAGUUUAUUUAAACCACUUCUUGAGCUUUAUCUUUUAGACAAUAUACUGGAGAAACUUUGGAAAACAAGUUCAAGCUGAUACACAUAUACGUAUUUUUUGAUAAUGUAAAUACAACAGCCAAAUGUUAAUCCACCCGGCACUGCUCUGAGUGAAUAUACUUUGAAAAAACAUUUGUUAGCUAAGAGAGGCGGCUUUUUUUUUUUUCUCUAAACAGGAAUGUAAAUGUCUAUUUUACUGGAAAUAAAUUUUUGUUUUUCUUUGGUGAAAAAUGAAAUAUAAGGCUGAUGACAAAGUGUCUGUCUUGCAGAUUGGGCAUUUUUAUUUUUAAAUAUGAUCCUCAUCCCCUCUCCAUAAAGUCCCAGCAUGUUACAGUAAGGGUUGGAGUCAAUACGCACUGGUUGGAAAGUGACUCUCUUGUCAUAGGGAGAGGGUUUUAGAACCCAGUCCAAUCUUCUUUUUUAAAAAAAAAAAACAGAAAAAGAGCCUGAAGCCCAGAAAAAUAAAGUGACUUGGCCAAAAUCACGGUUUAGUGACAGUAACAGGCUUAAAGCCUGGGUUGGAAGACCGUCCAGUGCUGUGUGCCUCAGGAAGAAUCAACAAAUUAAGGACUGCUAAUUAAGGGCAGGCACCAGAAUGACACAAAGGACAGAAUUCCCUUCUGGAAUCUGCAGCAAGGCUAGGGAGAGCAUGAAGACAAAAAUAGGAACCUUACUGGUCUUCUGUACUUCUGAGUUAUUUAGGUCUAAGACUUAAAUGAACAAUUCUUUCUUUUCUGCUAAGAAAUAAGUUUUGAAUGAGCUUUUACAUAUAGAUCUUCUAAGUAGGACUAAGGAUCAAAGGGAACAAGACAGGGGAAGGCAGGGGGGCAAAAGUAAAGCAAUGUCUUUCAUCACUGUCAUUAGCUGAUUCACUCAGGUUUGGUGAAAACCCAACACUGAGUGAAAGGAGGGGAUUACUAUUUGCUCUGGGUCUUUUUUAAAAUUAGUGAACGUUAAACAGUUUGCCCAGGAGACUGGGGGAGCAUGUGUCUUAGUGGACAGGGGUCUAAAGUACACUGGAAUUUACUGAGAAACUUGUUUGUAAAGACUGUACUUAAUUAUUGCCGUUUUCUUACAAAAAUAUAUUUUGGAAAAUUGUAUACUGUCAAUUAAAGUGCUUUUGUCUAA